AUGAAAAUGCAAAUGGACGCCGCACGUUAUGGCCCCAUGGACGCACAACGUUUCGAUCCGCUACUGCGCACAAGCACAACACCCAACUCACUUCCUAAAACCGACACUUCAAAAUUGACGAUGGGGCAGGGCCUUUGCGUCAGAACUCGGCAGUGUAUGCUAUUUUCUGGACAUACGAGUGUGGGCGGUAUUUGGCCGCACCACGAGGUUGUGGUUGUCCCUCUUGACGGGGAAGAUGCAGAUUCGGAGGCGUCACGCUCAUCCACACCCAGUUCUACUUCUACUUCUACUACAGAAACGAGCGAGUCUUCUGCUACCCCCGACGUGCCUCCAUCGCACACUCCACAAGUCGAUACAAACGACAGGGAUGACGUCGUAGUCACACGCACCAUCAUUCGUCCCAAUACCAGUACCAAUCCUAAUCCCCAUCGCAAUCCCAGUCGUAUGCCAUCUAGAACGCAAAUGACGCUUGCGCGGAUGUUCUCACGUUCGCCAUCUCCCACCGCCUCUCCAGCUUCCUUUUCAUCUGCGUUACCCCACUCCAACCCCCCUUCGCGACCCACGAGCCCGGUGCUCCAAGCGCUCAACUGUUUCAGCACAUCCUCAGCUUUUGAGAGGGAUGAGGAUGAUAUGCCAAUGAGGGGUGGUGAGAGCCCCAGGCCUGUAUUCCAGGUUAUUGUUACGCAAACGAGGGAGAGGUAUGAAGAUGAUAGAGCAUUCAAGGAAAUUGUGGGGAGUGUUUACCCAGGGCCUGUCGCUGCUGCUGUGGGGGGCGGCGCUUGA
Messenger RNA from Suillus clintonianus, 783 nucleotides. RefSeq lists its product as uncharacterized. The record is from RefSeq and is a predicted model, not a curated record. The coding region runs from base 1 to 783 and encodes 260 amino acids. NCBI's taxonomy places the organism in Eukaryota, Fungi, Basidiomycota, Agaricomycetes, Boletales, Suillaceae. The transcript has 2 exons.